Messenger RNA from Symphalangus syndactylus (siamang), 3263 nucleotides. RefSeq names its product syndecan 1 (gene SDC1). Gene Ontology annotation, biological process: cell migration. Gene Ontology annotation, cellular component: membrane; cell surface. Lineage: Eukaryota; Metazoa; Chordata; Mammalia; Primates; Hylobatidae. The record is from RefSeq and is a predicted model, not a curated record.
GUCCACGCCCAGAGGGCGCUGCAAACUCGCGCCCGAGGACUGACUGCCGCCCCUUCAGCCCCUCUCCCGGGCUGCGCCUCCGCACCCGGGGCCCGGGCAGAAGGGGGCGCGCCUCGGCCCCACCACCCAGGGAGCAGCCGAGCUGAAAGGCCGGGAACCACCGCUUGCGGGAACCACAGCUCCCGAAAGCAAGGCGGAGCUCGGCGGGAGAGGUGCGGGCCGAAUCCGAGCCAAGCGGAGAGGAAUCCGGCAGUAGGGAGCGGACUCCAGCCGGCGGACCCUGCAGCCCUCGCCUGGGACAGCGGCGCGCUGGGCAGGCGCCCAAGAGAGCAUCGAGCAGAGGAACCCGCGCAGCCUGCCGCGCUCCCGCCGCCGGUUCAGGCAGCAUGAGGCGCGCGGCGCUCUGGCUCGGGCUGUGCGCGCUGGCGCUGAGCCUGCAGCCGGCCCUGCCGCAAAUUGUGGCUACUAAUUUGCCCCCUGAAGAUCAAGAUGGCUCUGGGGAUGACUCUGACAACUUCUCCGGCUCAGGUGCAGGUGCUUUGCAAGAUAUCACCUUGUCACAGCAGACCCCCUCCACUUGGAAGGACAUGUGGCUCCUGACGGCUACUCCCACGUCUCCGGAACCCACCGGCCUGGAGGCUACAGCUGCCUCCACCUCCAUCCUGCCAGCUGGAGAGGGGCCCAAGGAGGGAGAGGCUGUAGUCCUGCUAGAAGUGGAGCCUGGCCUCACUGCCCAGGAGCAGGAGGCCACCCCCCAACCCAGGGAGACCACACAGCUCCCGACCACUCAUCAGGCCUCAACGGCCAGAGCCACCACGGCCCAGGAGCCUACCACCUCCCACCCCCACAGGGACAUGCAGCCUGGCCACCAUGAGACCUCAGCCCCUACAGGACCCAGCCAAGCUGACCUUCACACUCCCCACACAGAGGAUGGAGGUCCUUCUGCCACCGAGAGGGCUGCUGAGGAUGGAGCCUCCAGUCAGCUCCCGGCAGCAGAGGGCUCGGGGGAGCAGGACUUCACCUUUGAAACCUCCGGGGAGAACACGGCUGUAGUGGCCGUGGAGCCUGACCACCGGAACCAGUCCCCAGUGGAUCAGGGGGCCACGGGGGCCUCACAGGGCCUCCUGGACAGGAAGGAGGUGCUGGGAGGGGUCAUUGCCGGAGGCCUCGUGGGGCUCAUCUUUGCUGUGUGCCUGGUGGGUUUCAUGCUGUACCGCAUGAAGAAGAAGGACGAAGGCAGCUACUCCUUGGAGGAGCCGAAACAAGCCAAUGGCGGGGCCUACCAGAAGCCCACCAAACAGGAGGAAUUCUACGCCUGACAAGGGAGCCAUGCGCCCCCUCCGCCCUGCCACUCACUAGGCCCCCACUUGCCUCUUCCUUGAAGAUCUGCAGACCCUGGCCUCCCCUGCCACCAGGCCACCUCCCCAGCACUCCAGCCCCUCUGGUCGCUCCUGCCCACGGAGUCCUGGGGUGUGCUGGGAGCUCCACUCUGCUUCUCUGACUUCUGCCUGGAGACUUGGGGCACCGGGGGUUUCUCGCAUAGGACCUUUCCACCACAGCCAGCACCUGGCAUCGCACCAUUCUGACUCGGUUUCUCCAAACUGAAGCAGCCUCUCCCCAGGCCCAGCUCUGGAGGGGAGGGGGAUCUGACUGCUUUGGACCUAAAUGGCCUCAUGUGGCUGGAAGAUCCUGCGGGUGGGGCUUGGGGCUCACACAUCUAUAGCACUUACUGGUAGGACCAAGCAUCUUGUGGGGGUGGCCGUUGAGUGGCAGGGGACAGGAGUCCACUUUGUUUCGUGGGGAGGUCUGAUCUAGAUAUCGACUUGUUUUUGCACAUGUUUCCUCUAGUUCUUUGUUCAUAGCCCAGUAGACCUUGUUACUUCUGAGGUAAGUUAAGUAAGUUGAUUCAGUAUCCCCCCAUCUUGCUUCCCUAAUCUAUGGUCGGGAGACAGCAUCACGGUUAAGAAGACGUUUUUUUUUUUUUAAACUAGGAGAACCAAAUCUGGAAGCCAAAAUGUAGGCUUAGUUUGUGUGUUGUCUCUGAGUUUGUUGCUCAUGUGUACAACAGGGUAUGGACUGUCUGGUGGCCCCGUUUCUGGUGGUCUAUCGGCGGGCUGGCCAGUCCAGGCUGCCGUGGGGCCGCCGCCUCUUUCAAGCAGUUGUGCCUGUGUCCAUGAGCUCAGGGCCAUGCUGAGGCCUGGGCCGCUGCCACGUUGGAGAAGUCCGUGUGAGAAGUGAAUGCUGAGACUCAGCCUUCAGACAGAGAGGACUGUAGGGAGGGUGACAGGGGCCUGGAAAUCCUCCUGCAGACCACGCCCGUCCUGCCUGUGGCGCCGUCUCCAGGGGCUGCUUCCUCCUGGAAAUUGACAAGGGGUGUCUUGGGCAGAGCUGGCUCUGAGCGCCUCCAUCCAAGGCCAGGUUCUCUGUUAGCUCCUGUGGCCCCGCCCUGGGCCCUGGGCUGGAAUCAGGAAUAUUUUCCAAAGAGUGAUAGUCUUUUGCUUUUGGCAAAACUCUACUUAAUCCAAUGGGUUUUUCCCUGUACAGUAGAUUUUCCAAAUGUAAUAAACUUUAAUAUAAAGUAGUCCUGUGAAUGCCACUGCCUUCGCUUCUUGCCUCUGUGCUGUGUGUGACGUGACCAGACUUUUCUGCAAACACCAACAUGUUGGGAAACUUGGCUCGAAUCUCUGUGCCUUCGUCUUUCCCAUGGGGAGGGAUUCUGGUUCCAGGGUCCCUCUGUGUAUUUGCUUUUUUGUUUUGGCUGAAAUUCUCCUGGAGGUCGGUAGGUUCAGCCAAGGUUUUAUAAGGCUGAUGUCAAUUUCUGUGUUGCCAAGCUCCAAGCCCCAUCUUCUAAAUGGCAAAGGAAGGUGGAUGGCCCCAGCACAGCUUGACCUGAGGCUGUGGUCACAGCGGAGGUGUGGAGCCGAGGCCUGCCCCACAGACACCUUGGACAUCCUCCUCCCACCCGACUGCAGAGGCCAGAGGCCCCCAGCCCAGGGCUCCUGCACUUGCUUAUUUGACAACGUUUCAGCGGCUCUGUUGGCCACUCCGAGAGGUGGGCCAGUCUGUGGAUCAGAGAUGCACCACCAAGCCAAGGGAACCUGUGCCCGGUAUUCGAUAUUGCGACUUUCUGCCUGGAGGGUAUGACGGCAUGUGACUCGGGGGUGGCUGACCAUGCUCAUCUGCUGGUCCGUGGGACGGUGCCCAAGCCAGAGGCUGGGUCCAUUUGUGUAACGACAAUAAACGGUACUUGUCAUUUCGGGUAA